AUGGAAAAGAUGAUGAAACAUCAAGAGCUAACCAGCAAGAGCCAUGAAGCUUCAAUGCAGAAUCUACAGAGGCAAAUUGGCCAAUUAUCCAAGCAAACAGUGGUUGAGAGACCAACCAAUGCAUUACCAAGUGACACCAUUCCCAACCCCAAGGAGGAAUUCAAAGCAAUCCAAUUAAAAAGUGGAAGAACUUUGGUGAAUGACAAAGAAGCCACCAAGAAGCUAACACAGGAUGACAAGACCAGCAGUAAAGAGCAAGUGACAAUUGGAGAAAACAACCAAGAAAGGCUCAAGGAAAAAGAGGAACCUCAAGCUUCAAAGAAGGGGAAGCAAAUCAUGGAGGAGCCAUCACAAGAACAGAGGAAGUUAGUGAAGCCUUACACCCCUCCUUUGCCAUACCCUCACAGAUUGCAGAAAGAAAUAAAAGAUCAACAGUUCCCCAAGUUCCUAGAAGUCUUUAAGAAGCUAGAGAUCAAUAUCCCACUUGCAGAAGCUCUAGAACAAAUGCCUCUAUAUGAAAAAUUUCUCAAAGAGCUUAUCAAUAAGAAAAGAAGCUGGAAUGUGAAAGAGACAGUGAUUUUAACCCAGGAAUGCAGUGCUAUCAUCCAAAGAGGUCUACCACCAAAGCUCAAAGAUCCAGGAAGCUUCAUCCUAUCUUGCACUAUAGGCAACAGAACGUUAGAUAAAGCUCUCUGUGAUCUAGGAUCCAGCAUAAACUUGAUGCCUUUCUCAUUAAUGAAGUGGCUUGCGAUAGAGAAACUCAGGCCAACUAGAAUGUCACUUCAAAUGGCUGACAGAUCGCUCAAAAUACCUAAUGGAGUUGGAGAAGCAACAACCUGA
Molecule: messenger RNA, 840 nt
Organism: Arachis ipaensis
Lineage: Eukaryota; Viridiplantae; Streptophyta; Magnoliopsida; Fabales; Fabaceae
Source: RefSeq, a predicted model, not a curated record